Marmota monax (woodchuck) is the source of this 3707-nucleotide messenger RNA. It is a transcript of the gene Bub1b, whose product is annotated as BUB1 mitotic checkpoint serine/threonine kinase B. Bases 175 to 3381 code for a protein of 1068 amino acids. Gene Ontology annotation, biological process: mitotic spindle assembly checkpoint signaling; protein phosphorylation; meiotic sister chromatid cohesion, centromeric. The record is from RefSeq and is a predicted model, not a curated record. The transcript is spliced from 23 exons. Gene Ontology annotation, molecular function: protein kinase activity; ATP binding. Lineage: Eukaryota; Metazoa; Chordata; Mammalia; Rodentia; Sciuridae.
UUAAAUUUGAAACUUGGCGGCUAGGAAUGAGGACGUGAAGCGGUCGGUUUGUGAGGGAGUUCGGUGAAUGCUUUUGUCCUGGAGCACCCCUGGUCCCUUGGGUAGCUCUAGGGGCAGGUUUCUGAAGGAAGCCCAGACGGUUGGCGGUCCUGAGGAAAGACCGAGAGCGAGAGCAUGAGCCGGGAACGCCGGAUGGCGGCGACGAAGGAGGGGGUAGCUCUUAGUGAAGCCAUGUCCCUGGAAGGAGAUGAAUGGGAGCUGAGUAAAGAAAAUGUACAACCCUUAAGGCAGGGACGAAUUAUGUCCACUCUUCAGGAAGCUCUGGCACAGCAAGAAUCUGCCUGUAACACAACACUUCAGCAGCAGAAAUGGGCAUUUGAAUCUGAAAUUCGAUUUUAUGCUGGAAAUGACCCUCUGGAUGUUUGGGAUAGGUAUAUUAAUUGGACAGAACAAAACUAUCCUCAAGGUGGGAAGGAGAGUAACAUGUCAACAUUAUUAGAAAGAGCUGUAGAAGCACUACAAGGAGAAAAAUGUUAUUAUAGUGAUCCUCGAUUUCUCAAUCUCUGGCUUAAAUUGGGGCAUUUAUGCAAUGAACCUUUGGAUGUGUAUAGUUAUUUGCACAACCAAGGGAUUGGCAUUUCGCUUGCUCAGUUCUACAUUUCAUGGGCUGAAGAAUAUGAAGCUAGAGAAAACUUUAAGAAAGCAGAUGCAAUAUUCCAGGAAGGGAUUCAACGGAAGGCUGAACCAUUAGAAAGACUGCAGUCCCAACAUAGGCAAUUCCAAGCUCGAGUAUCACGACAAACUCUUUUAGCACUUGAAAAAGAAGAGGAGGAGGAAGUUUUUGGACCUUCAGUACCACAACGAAGUACACUAGCUGAACUCAAAAGCAAAGGGAAAAAGACAGCAAGAGCUCCAAUCAACCGUGUAGGAGGUGCUCUCAAGGCUCCAAGCCAGAACAGAGGAUUCCAAACUCCAGUUCCUCAGCAGAUGCAAAAUAAUUGUAGAAUUACUGUUUUUGAUGAAAAUGCUGAUCAGGCUUCUAGAGCAGAGUUGUUUAAGCCCAUGAUCCAGCCAUGGAUGGCACCACCUGUCCCCAGAGCUAAAGAGAAUGAACUACAUGCAGGCCCUUGGAACACAGACAGGCCCUUGGAAUACAGGUCUCAUGGCAGUAUAGCUUCUGUGACAACUGUACCCCCUGUUGUUCCCAGUUUUACUCCAUAUGUGGAAGAGACUGCACAACAGCCAGUUAUGACACCAUGUAAAAUUGAACCCAGUAUAAACCACAUUCUAAGCACCAGAAAGCCUGGAAAAGAAGAAAGAGAUCUUCUGCAAAGAGUUCAAAGCCAUCAGCAAGAGUCUGAGGAAAAGAAAGAGAGAAUGAUGUAUUGUAAGGAGAAGAUUUAUGCAGGAGUCGAGGAAUUCUCCUUUGAAGAAAUUCGAGCUGAAGUUUUUCGGAAAAAAUUGAAAGAGCAGAGGGAAGUAGAGCUGUUGACCAGUGCAGAGACGAGAGCACAAAUGCAGAAACAGAUUGAAGAGAUGGAGAAAAAGCUAAAAGAAAUCCAAACUACUCAGCAAGAAAGAGCAGGUGAUCAGCAAGAAGAGAAGAUAACUACAAAGAAGGAAGCUGAAUUGAAAAUUGCUUCCCGGUCUCAGGAAAUACCAAGAAUGGCUCUAUGCAGUUCUGUUUGUCCUCGAAACUCUUGUCCUAGGGACACUUCACUUGCAGAAAGCAUUUGUCAAGAACAACUUCACUCUAAAGGUCCCAGUAUACCUUUCUCCAUUUUUGACGAAUCUCUUCUUUCAGAAAAAAAGAAUGAAAGUUCUCCUGAAGUGCUCCCAAAGAGCUUAGCCCAACGAAGACCCCUUGCAGUACUCAAAACUACAGAAAGCAUCACCUUAAAUGAGGAUGUCUCUCCAGAUGUUUGUGAUGAACUUACUGGAAUUGAGCCCUUGAGUGAGGAUGCCAUUAUCACAGGUUUCAGGAAUGUAACUAUUUGUCCUAACCCAGAAGACACUUGUGACUUUGCUAGAGCAGCUCAUUUUGCAUCCACUCCUUUUCAUGAGAUAUUGUCUUUGAAGGAUCUCCCUUCUGAUCCUGGGAGACUAUUGCAGGAAGAGGAUCUAGAUGCAAAGACUUCUGAGGAGCAGCAGACUGCAUGUGGCACCAUCUACAAUCAAACCCUCAGCAUCAAGAAACUGAGUCCAAUUAUUGAAGAUAGUCGUGAAGUCACCCACUCUUCUGGCUUCUCUGGAUCUUCUGCCUCGGUUUCAAGUACCUCCUCUAUCAAAAGUCUUCAGAUUCCUGAGAAACUGGAGCUUACUAAUGAGACUACAGAAAACCCCAUUCAGUCACCCUGGUGUCCUCAGUGUCGCAGACAACUACUAAAAUCCCUACCAGAGUUAAGUGCUUCUGCAGAGUUUUCUGUAGAAGAUAGACCAAUGCCUAAAUUGGAAAUAGAGAAGGAAAUUGAAUUAGGUAAUGAGGAUUACUGUAUUAAACAAGAAUACUUAAUAUGUGAAGAUUAUAAGUUAUUUUGGGUGGCAUCAAGAAACUCUGCAGAGCUAACCAUAAUAAAGGUAUCUUCUCAAUCCAUCCCAUGGGACUUUUAUAUCAACCUCAAGUUAAAGGAACGUUUAAAUGAGGAGUAUGAUCACUUUUGCAGCUGUUAUCAAUAUGAAGAUGGCUAUAUUGUUUGGUACCAAUAUGUAAACUGCUUCACCUUGCAGGAUCUUCUCCAGCACAGUGAAUUUAUUACCCAUGAAAUAAUAGUGUUGAUUAUUUAUAAUCUUUUGACAAUAGUGGAAAAGCUACACAAAGCAGAAAUAGUCCAUGGGGACUUGAGUCCAAGGAGUUUGAUUCUAAGAAACAGAAUCUACGAUCCCUAUGAUUAUAAUAAGAACAGUCAAGCUUUGAAGAUAGUGGACUUUUCCUACAGUGUUGACCUUAGGGUGCAGCUAGAUGUUUUUCCCCUCAACGGCUUUCGGACUAUACAGAUCCUGGAAGGACAAAAGAUCCUGGCUAACUGUUCUUCUCCCUACCAGGUAGACCUGUUUGGUAUAGCAGAUUUAGCACAUUUACUAUUGUUCAAGGAGCACCUACAGGUCUUCUGGGAUGGGUCCCUCUGGAAACUUAGCCAAAAUACUUCUGAGAUAAAGGAUGGUGAACUGUGGAAUAAGUUCUUUGUGCGGAUUCUGAAUACCAGUGAUGAGUCCACAGUGUCUAUUCUGAGGGAACUUGCAGCAGAAAUGAAUGGGGUUUUUGAUAUCACAUUCCAAAGUCACCUGAACAAAGCUUUAUGGAAGGUAGGAAAGAUAAUUAGUCCUGGGGCUUUGCUCUUUCAGCAAGAUAGGCAGUCAGGUCUCUCACAGAUUUCUGCCUAAAAUCAAUGGUUGUAUUGUGGAACCCUGGGUCUGUAUACGCUGUAAUUUAACUUAGGACACAUUUAGAGGUACUACCAAUACUUCUCUACUUUUGAGUAGAGGUAUAUUUCUAAGUUACUGGCAUUUUUAACACAGUAGUGAACCUACUCUUAGCCUUAUCUAACUGUAACAAAGAACUGUUUUAUGCUAAAUGGAUUCAAUAUGAAUGGAUACUUUGUUGUCAUUUAACCCUUUUGCCUUUACUUUGUCCUGUACUUUUUCCAGUUUGUAAUAUGUGCUCUUAUGGUCACCAUGUAUUUUAUAAAUAAUAAAAUAGUAUUUGUUAA